AUGUACAACCUUGUCUCUUUCCACGGCGUCAUCGUUGCUGUCGUCCUGACGGUUUACGUUGUGCUUUCGGCCGCAUUCGAAAUACCGGACCGGUACAAGAAGCCGGCGAAAAUGUUGCACGAUAUCUGUGUCGCUGAGUCGGGCGCAUCGGAGGAACUGUUGCGCCAAUGUUUGGAUGGAACCGUUCACAGUGAUCCGGCUGUGAAGUGUUACAUACACUGCCUGUUCGACAAGAUUGAUGUGAUCGAAGAGGACACGGGGCGUAUCCUGCUGGAUCGAUUGCUGUACAUCAUCCCGGACGAUGUGAAGGAAGCGGUUAAUCAUUUAACUCGCGAGUGUAGUCACAUUGUUAUGCCGGAUAAAUGCGAUACCGCCUACGAAACGGUCAAAUGUUACUUCAGUGCGCACGAUGAAGUUAUCAAGUUUUGUCACCUUUUGGUGAUGGAAUGA
Messenger RNA from Anopheles maculipalpis, 450 nucleotides. It is a transcript of the gene Obp69a, whose product is annotated as general odorant-binding protein 69a. The transcript has 3 exons. Lineage: Eukaryota; Metazoa; Arthropoda; Insecta; Diptera; Culicidae. Gene Ontology annotation, molecular function: odorant binding. The record is from RefSeq and is a predicted model, not a curated record. Gene Ontology annotation, biological process: sensory perception of smell. The coding region runs from base 1 to 450 and encodes 149 amino acids.